GGCCGGGCCCCAGCACCGCACCCGGCGCGCGGCCGUGGGAUCCCCACGCACUUUCCGGUUUCCCGAGCCUGUCACGGGCUGGGCUUCCUAACGUGGGUCCGACGGUCCCUAAUCGAGAGGUUCGAAAAGAUGCAGUGGCCCACGUAAGAACGAAGCCUAACUAUUAGCGCUCGGUGGUGGCUGUUAAUGCCGCUCCACUGGCAGGUCCCUUGGCGCUGCGGACAGCCAGCACCCAAAGAAAGCGUAGUAGGAGCGAGAAGAACAGGCUCGGGGCCAUCUGACCGGGUUUGCCGUCCUGGUGCAUGCGCUGCAGGCGAGUGCCCGGGCUCAGUCUCCUCUUCUGUGAAAUGGGGAUACGCAGGCAUGUUGGGGACUGCACGUGGGGCGCGGCGGGUCUUAGGCAAGGCAGUGCCGAGAUCCCACGCCUCCAGGACCCCGCCUGCCUGUGCCCCCGCUCGGCUCCGCCCCGGGGGCGCCCGGUUUGCACGCGCUGAGCUGUCUCUAAAGUGCGUCACGGGCACCGGGCGCGCUCCUCUGGCUGCCAGGGCGAGGCUGGCACCCGGCCAGCGUGGGCCGGGCCAGGGGUGCCGGGCCGUCUCCGGGGCAGAGACCCCGGCGUGAAAGGUGCUCAAGUUGCGCGGCCCUAGGGGAGCUGCUGGGGGCGCCUUUCGAGACUGGCAGCGCGCCAGGGGCCGGCUUGGGCAGCCGCGGGGCGCAUGAAGCCUACGCAUUGCCUAAAGCCCCACACCCCCGGCUUCCUCCCGCGCGGCGGCGGCGGAGAUUUCCUCUCGGGGAAACUACGCGGAUCCUUCCCGGGGCUCCUCGCCCCGCCCCAGUUCUCCGCCCCCUCCCCUUUACUGGGGAGUCCGGGCUGGCCCGCGUUGGGCAGGAGGCUCGGUUAGCCUGGGCCGGAAGGUAGCGGGGGAAGGCAGGGGGCGGUGGAAGAACUGGCCAGCGAUUCGUCUCGCCAUGUGACGCUGGCCCCAGCCCCGAGACCCCCGCGCGCCGAGCCUCUGGCGGGCGCCCGUCUGCGCUGCGCACCAUGCUCCUGCCGGGACACGCGCGUCCGCCGCCCGCGCCGCAGCCUGCGCAGCAUCCCGGCCUCCGCAGGCAGGUAGAGCCACCCGGGCAGCUCCUGCGCCUCUUCUACUGCACCGUGCUGGUCUGCUCCCGGGAAAUCGCGGCGCUCACCGACUUCUCCGGUUACCUAACCAAACUCCUGCAAAACCACACCGCCUAUGCCUGCGAUGGGGACUAUUUGAAUCUACAGUGUCCUCGGCAUUACACGAUAAGAUCGGCAUUUUAUGGGCAAGAUUUCCAAAUGUGUAGUUCUCAGCAGCCUGCCUCCCAGAGGGAAGACGGCUUAACCUGUGUGGCACCCACCACCUUGCAGAAGGUGCUGGACGAAUGCCAGAACCAGCGGGCCUGCCACCUCCUGGUCAAUAGCCGUAUCUUUGGACCUGACCUUUGUCCAGGAAGCAGUAAAUACCUCCUGGUCUCCUUUAAAUGCCAACCUAAUGAAUUAAAAAAUAAAACGGCGUGUGAGGACCAGGAACUGAAGCUGCACUGCCACGAAUCCAAGUUGCUUAACAUCUACUCUGCGACCUAUGGCAGGAAGACCCAGGACAGGGACAUCUGCUCCUCAGAAGGAGAGUGGCUCCCCCCCUUUGACUGCUUGUCCUCCUCACCUUUACAAGUAUUGUCCAGAAGGUGCUACGGGAAACAGAGAUGCAAAGUCAUCGUCAACAAUCACCAUUUUGGAAGCCCCUGUCUGCCGGGAGUGAAAAAAUACCUCACUGUUACCUAUGCCUGUGUUCCCAAGAACAUACUCACAGCGAUUGAUCCAGCCAUUGCUAACCUAAAACCUUCUGUGAAGCAGAAAGAUGGUGAAUAUGGUAUAAACUUCGACCCAAGCGAAUCAAGGGUCCUGAGGAAAGACGGAGUUAUCGUUAGCAACUCUCUGGCAGCCUUUGCAUAUGUUAGAGCCCACCCAGAGAGAGCUGCCCUGCUGUUUGUGUCCAGUGUCUGCAUCGGCCUGGCUCUCACGUUAUGUGCCUUGGUCAUCAGAGUGUCCUGCACGAAGGACUUCCAGGAGCUGCAGUUGAGUAGGGGCCAUCUGGUGCCAGGAAGUGACAAGGCUGAGGAGGACAGUGAAGAGGAAGAGCAGGAAGAGGACUCUUCUGACUCUGAUUUUCCAGGGGAGCUGUCGGGGAUUUGUAGGACUUCAUAUCCUGUCUACAGUUCCUUAGAAGCUGCAGAGCUAGCAGAAAGGAUUGAGCGCAGGGAGCAAAUCAUCCAGGAAAUAUGGAUGAACAGUGGUUUGGACACCUCACUCCCAAGAAACAUGAGCCAGUUCUACUGAAGAUCAGACAUCUUGAUGUGAUCACACUUUCUGAAGAGGAAAGGAUCUAAAUGUCCCCCCAGUUCUGUUUCACUCGUACCUUCUAUGAAGGAGAAUUCAUCAUGUCAUCCAAUACUGGUGAAGCCAGAAGCUACUAAAGGGCCAUUUCAAAUCGUUUACAGUGUAUCCCAAAAUAAAUUAGGAGGGAAGAGG
Messenger RNA from Tupaia belangeri chinensis (Chinese tree shrew), 2554 nucleotides. It is a transcript of the gene EVA1C, whose product is annotated as eva-1 homolog C. The record is from RefSeq and is a predicted model, not a curated record. Gene Ontology annotation, molecular function: carbohydrate binding. Lineage: Eukaryota; Metazoa; Chordata; Mammalia; Scandentia; Tupaiidae.